GUUGCCCCGAAUUGAGUACUGCGCUCGUCAUUUGCUUUUUUCCGCAUUCACCCCAGUAUCUGGCCAAGCAAUGCAUUUUCGACUGUCGACCCAUUGCGGGCGAAGUUUUUGUCGUCGCGUGAUGGAGCGUUUUGACAGCGUCUGAACUUUGGUUAAAUCGUGCGUGAGUUUUUCGUGGUUUAGCGAGAUUUCAGCCGGCAAAGUAUUGCGGAAAAGCGGAAACGGAAUCUUUUAACGGGAGUGCGGAAGAAAGCAAUUGGCGGGAUUUCCCCGAAAAGCUUCAGGACAAUGACCGAGACCAAAAUACCAUCUGGUUUCUUGCCAGGUCAAAGCCUGGCCAAACCUUUGCACUUGCAACGAUUGGAAUCAAGUUUGGAUAUGAGACCAUUUAUGAACUACGCCCAAAGUGUUCUGUCGCAACGUCUCACGAGCAGUGAAUCAAGUGAUUCUGAUUCGGAUAAUGAAACAGUGAAUCCUGGCGAUAAAUAUUACAAUGGGAUAAAAACGUCGAAAAUAGAUCGCCGUAAUGAUAAACUUCAUGCAUAUAACUUUUCCCAAGUCGAUCCUGAACGAAAGUGGCUGCAAGAUCUUUUAUUGAGCGACACUGAUAGCGAUUCAAGGAUAUCAGAUGAAGAUGAAUAUAUACGGGAUAUGCUGAAAAAUCAUGUUAGAGAGCAGAAAUUAAGAGAGCUGUAUUACAAGGCGGCCAGCAAUGCACAAUAUGGUUACUAUGGCGCCGGAGUGUUAUCUAACGAAGAUAUGUUCCCCGAACAUCAACGCUCUAUCGUUGGUACUAAAAAGAAACGAAAGGAACGUGAGAAAAAAACGGAAAAAGAGAAAACGCGUAAACCUAAAAAGCAGGGAUCAAUGAAGUCCAGAAAGGGGGAUGAAUUCGGUGACUUAGACUCCGACUUGAAAGAUUUAGACUGGGACGAUUCCAUUUUGAAUAUGCGUGACGAUCAGGAUGACGAUAUGGAAACAAAUAGUCCUCUAAGUGGGACAGCAAGAAAAUCUCGCAAAAAAUCUCUGCUAGCCAAAACACCGGAAGUCAUGGCAGCGAGAAGACGUAAGGUUUGGCAAUUAAUGGCGAAGAAAGAGUUAGGCAAAGUACAACGAGCCAAGGCUAACAAUCACAAAGAAAUGUUGCAAAGUUGCAAACGAGUUAGUACAAUGUGUAUGAAGAUUAUAAGGCAACGUGCUAUGCAGUCACAGAAAAUUAUGAAGGAGACUGUAUGGCGGGCAAAGCGUUUAACCAGAGAAAUGCAAGGCUAUUGGAAACGUUACGAUCGUGUUGAACGCGAGACUCGUCGUCGAAUGGAAAAAGAGGCAGAGGAGCAGCGCAAAUUAGAUGUUGAACUGAUUGAAGCAAAACGGCAACAGCGAAAAUUGAAUUUCUUGAUAACACAAACGGAACUGUACGCCCAUUUCAUGUCACGAAAGCUGGGACAUGGUUCUGAAGAGGAGCAACUUAGGAUUUUGAAUCAAUUAGACGAAGAGAUCAAUCCGAGAUUAGCAGCUAUCGAUGACUAUAACAGUGAGCUAAUGAAGCGGAAAGCACAGAAAAAUGCUAGUGAUGCAUUCAAUACAGAAAGAGCUCGAACGCAAGAGUUUGAUCUCGUGGGAGAAGUAAAUCCUGUCAUUCCUUCAAUAGACGUGGAUGGAACGCCAGCUCUCCCACAACCUGAAUUAUUCAAAGGUGUUCUGAAAGGAUAUCAAAUGAAAGGUGUUACAUGGCUAGCUAAUCUCUAUGACCAAGGAAUCAGCGGAAUUUUAGCCGAUGAAAUGGGUCUAGGCAAGACAGUACAGUCGAUAGCAUUUCUCUGUCAUAUUGCAGAGCGGUACGGGGUUUGGGGUCCGUUUCUGAUUAUAUCACCAGCUUCUACACUACACAAUUGGCAACAAGAAAUGCAGAGGUUCGUGCCAGAUUUCAAUGUGGUUCCUUACUGGGGUUCUCCCAACGAACGAAAAAUACUUCGACAGUUUUGGGAACAAAAGGACUUGCACACCAAAGAUGCUAGCUUUCAUGUUGUGAUCACCAGCUAUCAGCUAGUUGUCUCUGAUUACAAAUACUUCAAUCGUAUAAAAUGGCAGUAUAUGGUUUUGGAUGAAGCCCAAGCUAUAAAGAGCAGUUCGUCGGUGCGGUGGAAACUUUUGCUGGGGUUCAAUUGUCGGAAUAGGUUGCUACUGUCUGGAACGCCCAUUCAGAACAGUAUGGCUGAGCUUUGGGCUCUACUGCAUUUCAUCAUGCCCACCCUUUUCGACUCUCAUGAAGAAUUCAACGAGUGGUUUUCAAAAGACAUUGAAAGUCAUGCUGAAAACAAGACCGGGAUCGAUGAGAAACAAAUAUCUCGACUUCAUAUGAUUUUGAAGCCUUUUAUGCUUCGUCGUAUUAAAAAAGAUGUUGAAAACGAACUAUCAGAUAAGAUUGAAAUUAUGGUUUACUGUCCGCUAACAACACGACAAAAACUUCUAUACAUUGCCCUCAAGAAGAAGAUUCGAAUAGAAGAUUUAUUGCAUUUUACAGUCGGCGGUGGUGAUGGUCAUGGAGUGGAUAAAAAUUUCACAUCAAAUCUUAUGAAUUUGGUUAUGCAAUUUCGGAAAGUAUGCAACCAUCCAGAGCUUUUCGAGCGGCGUGACGCAAAGAGUCCGUUCGUGAUGAAAUGCGAGGAAUAUCAAAUAGCACGAUUGAUUUAUGAUGAGGGGAUUUUAAGUAAUGCUCUGCCGAGUAAGACACAUUUAUUGUAUAAUAGAUUUAGUAUUUUCAAAAUGGAGUAUACGCAUCGCUCCGUUUUUCCACGAACAAAGACUGAUAGAUCAGAAGAUUAUGCUAGAUACAUUGAUUUAAAUGUAGACCGAGGAUUUUCGUUUAUGCGGUUUUUGAAUAUUAGUCCGGACGAGAUGGAAAAGCUAACACUUGGAGGGUUGAUUUAUUUCAUUCGAAGUUGUCUGCGAAUGAAGGAAAUAUUGCGGCGACUAGCCUAUAGACGGGAAUAUUGGCGCGGGGAAAACUAUGGGUUAGCGUACAUGUUUUUGGAGCCUAUGGCUGAACAAAAUUCAAAUAAGAUAUUCUUGGAUUUGGGGAGCGUUCUUAAUACUUUGCUGUUUACUGCGAAUGUGACGGUAGAUAGUUCUGUGUACACAUUUGGGGAUUAUCAAGUUUCUAACAUGCAAGAAACGAUUGAACAUCGUUUUAUUCGUAGUAAGAAUCGCAAUGACAUUGACAGUAAGCCGCUAAUUGAAACUUUAGAUAUUCAAAUUAAAGAUGAAAAUGGAUCAGAUGACAUCAAGCCUCUACCUUCGCCUACACGUGGUCGAGGAGCUAUCAAAACUGAAAAAGCAUCACCAGCUUCAUUAUCGACAACUGCAGCAUUGGUUCCCGAAUUUCCCCACAUCCCAAGACCACCAAAAAGAUGUAUAUGCCAGCCAUUAAACAUGCCACGCUUCCUUUACGGUCUUGGUCCAAAGGCACAGGCAAACGGUCGGAAAUUCUAUGUUGAAAGUCGCGCCGCAGCUUGGAAUCGAAUUCGCCAUGAAAUGUGUGAGAAUGCUGAGGGUCACAGUAUAAUUUACGGCGGUUUAGAAAAGUCAAAAACACAUAAGGGUUGGUCGUAUAUUACGAUACCUGAUAAGCAAACAUUAGUUUCGGAUGCCGGUAAAUUAUCGGUACUGGACAAUUUGUUGACUCGAUUAAAGGCACAAGGUCAUCGAGUUUUAAUUUAUUCACAAAUGACGAAGAUGAUCGAUUUGUUAGAGGAAUACAUGUGGCAUCGAAAGCAUCGCUACAUGCGGCUCGAUGGUUCCAGUAAGAUAUCAGCACGUCGAGAUAUGGUGGCUGAUUUUCAAAAUCGCGCCGAUAUUUUCGUAUUCCUACUAUCAACCAGAGCCGGUGGACUUGGCAUCAACUUAACUGCAGCUGAUACGGUCAUCUUCUAUGAUUCCGACUGGAACCCGACGGUCGAUCAACAAGCCAUGGACCGUGCCCAUCGUUUAGGACAAACAAAACAAGUCACAGUAUAUCGGCUGAUUUGUAAAGGAACAAUCGAAGAAAGGAUACUUCAAAGAGCUCGAGAAAAAAGCGAGAUACAACGAAUGGUCAUAAGUGGCGGUAAUUUCAAGCCAGAUACUCUUAAACCAAAGGAAGUCGUCUCACUUCUACUCGAUGAUGAAGAAAUUGAACUCAAGUAUCGACAGAAAACAGAGGAAAGACGAAAUCAAGAAGAUAACAGCAAACUUGAUCGAGACAGUAAUAAGGAACGAAAAAGAAAGUUGCUUGGAAAGACGGAGCAUUCCAAGAAGAUGAGAGGUGAAGAUGGGUUGGGUGAAGAUCUCAACAAUGUAACCAUGGAGUCAGGUGCAGCGAGUCCGGCUCAAAGCGAACUUUCGAUGAACAGUUCUCAGCUGUUCACUAGUGGUUUAGGUGGUGACAUAUCCAUUGGAGGAUUAUCCCACAUUAAUGAUGACUCAAGCAAUGAAGCCCUAAUUGUUGAUUGUGAUAGUCCGAAUAGAGACAGCACACCAGCAUCAUUUUCUGGAUACGGAAUUAUUGGCAGAUCAAAACGUCGUCAUCCACGUGGCACAAAACGAGGACGACCACGUGGCUCUAAGCGAGGAGGUGGUACAGGCAGCUUGGGUCGAUCGGAUGCGCCACCAUCAUCAACAGCUAGUUCCGCCGGUAAUACAGACAAUCUAACCAACACUGGCGAGGGAACAUUCCAACCGACGGUACCACCGGUUAUCAAGAGAGGACCAGGCCGACCGCGACUAAAGCCAAGUGGCCCAACAAAUCAAGGAUAUCGAGGUGCACCAAGAACUAGAAAACCUAUCGGACCAUUAGUCGUCCCAUUAGGACAAAGCCCAGCCGCCACUCCGUUGAACCGUAGUCCUGUUAUGAGCCCAGCUCCAAGCCCUGCCCAUGAUCGAUCUUACAUAGAGCAAGAUUAAAAUGAUUAUUAUUGUAUUUGAUUAAUUUAAUUGUAGGCUAACAUAAUGUUCAAAAUAAUAAUAAAUUUCAAUAUGAGUAAUAAGUACUUCAUGUAAUUAAUUGUGAGUAAAUAAAGUAGUUCUGUUUUCGAUCAAGCUA
Molecule: messenger RNA, 5080 nt
Organism: Hermetia illucens (black soldier fly)
Lineage: Eukaryota; Metazoa; Arthropoda; Insecta; Diptera; Stratiomyidae
Gene: Ino80
Product: chromatin-remodeling ATPase INO80
Exons: 17
Coding region: 289-4941 (1550 amino acids)
Biological process (GO): DNA-templated transcription; DNA repair; chromatin remodeling
Cellular component (GO): Ino80 complex; nucleus
Molecular function (GO): histone binding; ATP binding; DNA binding
Source: RefSeq, a predicted model, not a curated record